Rhodotorula toruloides NP11 is the source of this 723-nucleotide messenger RNA. RefSeq lists its product as uncharacterized. The transcript is spliced from 2 exons. The record is from RefSeq and is a predicted model, not a curated record. The coding region runs from base 1 to 723 and encodes 240 amino acids. Lineage: Eukaryota; Fungi; Basidiomycota; Microbotryomycetes; Sporidiobolales; Sporidiobolaceae.
AUGCCCUCCCGAACGGACCUGGUCGCCGCCCUUGCUCGCUACCCUCAGUCGCUCGUUCUCCGCGCAAACGCCUCAAAGUCGUCUGCAAACCUCGUCGAAUUGGAUGGCUGGUACCGAGGGACGCUGCGGGAAACGCUGAAGAAGCGGGAAGAGGAGGACGAGCGGGGAGCGUUCCUUGAGAAGGAGGAACUGGUCAAAUUGAUGCGCUGGAAGCUUGCUCGAGGAAAGUGGCGACCGCGCCUCCAAGACCUCAUCGCCCAAAACCCUUCCUCCGAAAUCGAGUCGUCCACCGCCAAAGCCUUCGAAACCGUCGACAGCGAUCCCGCCGCCUCGCUCGCGCUUCUGUCCAAGCUCAAAGCAGUAGGCCCAGCGACUGCUACUGCGAUUCUUGCUUUUUGGCGACCAGAAGUCGAGCCGUUCAUGUCGGACGAAGCGAUGGAGAACGUCGGGGCGUACGGCGAAGACGAGGCAGGGUCGCUCGGCAAGAAGGAGUACACGGUCAAGGCGUGGCAGGCGUACCGGAAGCAGAUGCGGGACCGGAUGAAGAAGGAGGACUGGGCGAGUAUCGAGGAGUUAGAGAAGGCGCUGUGGAGUUGGGCGGUCGAGCGGAAGUACGGUGAGGCAGCAUACGAAGGAGGGGAGAAGGCGAAGACAGCAAAGAAGCGGAAGAGCGAGGGCGGAGCGGCGGAGCAGACGAAGAAGUCGAAGAAGGCGGCAGCCUGA